AUGCUUGCAAAAACGGACUCGUUUUUGGGGCCAUACGAAAUGGUCUCGUCACCGUCUCCAUCGUCUUCGUUUUUGUCGUCUUCGUCGUCGUCGUCUUCGUCGUCGUCGUCGUCGUCUUCGUCGUCGUCGUCGUCGUCGUCGUCGUUCGUCUUCUUCCUUCUCUUCGCCGUCUUCAUCUGCGUCUUCUUCGCCUUCUCGCGUGUUGUAGUAAUAGGUGGAAAGGAAUGGAUGGAAGGGGUAGCUGAAGAAACACUGAUGAUUGGAAGUAGUCAGGGAGGGGUGAUUGGUAGAGGAGAAAAGAAGAAUUGA
Molecule: messenger RNA, 309 nt
Organism: Enterobius vermicularis (human pinworm)
Lineage: Eukaryota; Metazoa; Nematoda; Chromadorea; Rhabditida; Oxyuridae
Source: the annotation of a GenBank genome assembly